GCGGCGGGGCAGGGGAAGGCGCCGAUGCCGGUCCGGGGGCACCGCUAAGGCGGCGGGCCCGCGACCUCGGGAGGCAGGUUCGGACGCCCCCGCCGCGCCCAGUGCUCACCGGGCCGGGACGCCGCGGGCCAGCGGGGGGGCGGCCUCCGGCGAGAUGAAGGAUCUGGGGGCGGAGUACUUGGCAGGUCGCGAAGGGGUCCAGCUCUUCGGAUUGUUGAACCUCUACCUAGAGCAGGAACAGAGAUUCCAACCUCGAGAAAAAGGGCUGAGCUUGAUCGAGGCUACCCCGGAGGAUGAUAACACUUUGUGUCCAAGAUUGAGAAAUGCUAAAGUAGAAGAUUUAAGGAGUUUAACCAACUUUUUUGGGUCUUGCACUGAGACUUUUGUCUUGGCUGUCAAUAUUCUGGACAGAUUCUUGGCUCUUAUGAAGGUGAAACCUAAACAUUUGUCUUGCAUUGGAGUCUGUUGUUUUUUGCUGGCUGCUAGAAUAGUUGAAGAAGAAUGCAAUAUUCCAUCCACUCAUGAUGUAAUCCGGAUUAGUCAAUGUAAAUGUACUGCUUCUGACAUAAAACGGAUGGAAAAAAUAAUUUCAGAAAAAUUGCACUAUGAAUUGGAAGCAACUACUGCCUUAAACUUUUUGCACUUAUACCAUACUAUUGUACUUUGUCAUACAUCAGAAAGGAAAGAAAUACUAAGUCUAGAUAAACUAGAAGCUCAACUGAAAGCUUGCAACUGCCGACUUACCUUUUCAAAAGCAAAACCAUCCGUGUUAGCUUUGUGCCUUCUCAAUUUGGAAGUAGAAACCUUGAAAUCCAUUGAAUUACUGGAAAUUCUUCUGCUUGUUAAAAAACAUUCCAAGGUUAAUGACACCGAGUUCAUUUAUUGGAGGGAGUUAGUUUCUAAAUGCCUAGCCGAAUAUUCUUCUCCUGAAUGUUGCAAACCAGAUCAUAAGAAAUUGGUUUGGAUUGUUUCAAGGCGCACAGCCCAGAGCCUCCACAACAGCUACUAUAGUGUUCCUGAGCUGCCAACGAUACCAGAGGGGGGUUGUUUUGAUGAAAGUGAAAGUGAGGACUCUUGUGAAGAUAUGAGUUGUGAAGAGAGUCUCAGCAGCUCUCCUUCCAGUGAUCAAGAGUGCACUUUUUUUUUCAACUUCAAAGUGGCACAGACACUGUGCUUUCCAUCUUAGAAAUCUAAUUGUUCUGUCAGAAUUUAAAGUGUAUGUACAGGUUUCAAAGCAAUAAAUGGGGGAGUAGGUAGUUUUCUGGUCCAUCCCCCAUCUAGGCAGAAAUUGCAUAGACUGGAACACCUACCUUCUAUUUAUUAUUCAGAUCAGAUCUGGCCUAUUUUCAUAUUUAAUCCUAAGCCAUCAAAUGGGUUAGUGCCUCUUAAACAAGUAACAAUGUUUUACACAUUGGCACUUUAUUUUUCUCAUUGAUCUUUAGCUACUUGGGGAAGAGGGAAGGUGCUGAUACCUUCAAUUUGUUACUUUUCAAAGAGAUUUUUAAAGAUGAAUAGUGUAGCUUAAACUUUUUAUAAAGCUUUCACGUGUCUUUAUUUAAACAGAUUGGGAGUGUACAAGUGCUUCCUCAACAGGGACAGUGGAUAACCUUUUAAUGGUUUAUCAUAUAUCUCCCCUACUCUCCAGUCACAGAACAGAGAAUAUACUCCAAUGUCAAACCCCUUUUUUGUUGUUUUGUUGUUUUUUAAAUGAUCAUGUACUCUCUGAUGCAGACUCUAUAAACUUAGGAAUUAUAAUAUUGACAUUUCUGUGAAUUUUAGUAUAUAAUGUGUUAAUUGAAGUUUCUGCUAAAGCAGAAAUACUUGACAGGUUAUGGUUGUUAGAUAGUUGCAUUUCUAAUGCCUAAGUAUUGUCAGACUAUAGUAUUAUGUUACUAAUACAAUCCAUAAUCCGUUAGUUAUGCAUGCACCUGUAUGAAAGCAGUGCAGGAAGUUGAAAAGAACUAGGUAACUGUGGAAGUGAUAAAUGAUGAUCCUAGUAGCACAUUUUUUUUCAUUUUCUUAUAUUAAAAAAGUCUGCAUGAUUAUGUUUAUUUUCUUUGUAAUUCACAUUUUUAAAAUAAUGAUAUUAGUAUAUGGGUGCCAAGACUGAACAUGAAGUAAAAAAAAAAAAAAAGUUAAGUGUUUGUAGUAUUCUAGUUUUAAGCAUAUGUGUGCUGGUACAGCCAUAAGAAUAGGGAUUUACAAACUCUGUGCACAUGAGAUUUUGUACAGAGAAUCUUUUUAAUUUUAUAUAUUGUAUAUGAAAAUGUAAAUCUUAAAAAAUGUACAUAAAAAUACUGUAUUUUUUUACCGUGUGUGUGGUAGUCUAGUCAUUGCAUGUAAAUAUAAUUUAUUGUGUAUUCUGUACUAUAAAUGAUACAUUGGUGACUUACUUUUUUAAUGUAAGUCAACAUCCAUUGGAUGUUUUCUGAAGUGGAUCUUUUUGAAGUAAUCAUAGAUUACAACUCAAAAUAAAAAUUAAUAAGUUAUA
Messenger RNA from Nyctereutes procyonoides (raccoon dog), 2491 nucleotides. RefSeq names its product cyclin G2 (gene CCNG2). The transcript is spliced from 8 exons. Gene Ontology annotation, cellular component: cytoplasm; cyclin-dependent protein kinase holoenzyme complex; nucleus. The record is from RefSeq and is a predicted model, not a curated record. Lineage: Eukaryota; Metazoa; Chordata; Mammalia; Carnivora; Canidae. Gene Ontology annotation, biological process: mitotic cell cycle phase transition; regulation of cyclin-dependent protein serine/threonine kinase activity. The coding region runs from base 155 to 1186 and encodes 343 amino acids. Gene Ontology annotation, molecular function: cyclin-dependent protein serine/threonine kinase regulator activity.